Messenger RNA from Agrilus planipennis (emerald ash borer), 1173 nucleotides. RefSeq names its product glyoxalase domain-containing protein 4. The transcript is spliced from 5 exons. The record is from RefSeq and is a predicted model, not a curated record. NCBI's taxonomy places the organism in Eukaryota, Metazoa, Arthropoda, Insecta, Coleoptera, Buprestidae. The coding region runs from base 202 to 1053 and encodes 283 amino acids.
AUACACACCUUCCUGAUUUAUUUUUGUGUGAAUGACUGUAGACUGUACAGCCAAUGUGUGUGUAACGUCAACAAGUGGCGGUUAACCUUGAGGUAAGUGACGAUCAAGCAGUAAUACGUGUUAUAAUUUAACGGUACAUUUAAGUUUGCCUUAUCUUUUGCUAUUAUUGGAAGUGAUUUUUAAUAAAAUAUAAUAAGAAAAAUGUUAGCACUAACCGGUCGUGCACUUCACUUUGUUUUUAAAAUUCCAAAUAGGAGAGAAACGCUUAGAUUUUAUAGAAAUGUAUUAGGAAUGAAGGUAUUAAGACAUGAGGAAUUUGCCGAAGGAUGUGAAGCAACAUGUAAUGGGCCUUAUGCAAACCGUUGGAGUAAGACAAUGGUCGGUUAUGGCCCUGAAGAUAGUCAUUUUGUGGUAGAAUUAACAUAUAACUACCCUGUUAAAUCAUAUGAGAAGGGUAAUGAUUUUAUUGGCAUAACCAUUAAAGGCAAAGAGAUCCUUGAGCGAGCAAAAGCAGAAAAGUGGCCAAUUCUAGAAGGAAACACUCUGGAAGCUCCAGGGGGUUAUAAGUUUUUCAUCACAGAUGAACCACAGCCAUUGGAUAAGGAUCCUGUCCAAAAAGUUACCUUGGCUUCAUCUAAUUUGUCUAACACUUUAAAAUAUUGGCAUGAUAUUUUGGGACUAAAUGUUUUUGAAAAAACUGAAAAGUGUGCAGUUCUUGGCUUUAAUGACACUCAAACAAAAUUGGAAUUUCAGGACAUUGGUCAAACAAUUAAUCAUGCAAAAGCGUAUGGCCGUAUUGCAUUUUCCGUUCCCUAUGAGCAACAGCCUCUUAUUGAAAAGGCCAUAAAAGAAUCGAAAAAUAAGAUAGUGACGCCGUUAAUAUCUUUGGAUACACCUGGCAAAGCAACAGUGAGAGUAAUCAUUUUGGCUGAUCCCGAUGGUCACGAAAUUUGCUUCGUGGAUGAUGAAGCAUUUAAAGAAUUAUCAAAACCGGACUAUGAAAGUGAAAAAAUAUUGGAUUUAUACAUGAGAAAGGACGCAACCGACAAGUAAAGCAACUUAAAUAAUACAUAUUUCUGUAUUUCUUUAAACAUCAUUGUGAUAGGAAAAUAAAAACCUAAUAAGUUCUUUGAUAUUAUUAAUAUACUGUACUUAAUAGAACUUUAAUUUAGA